Messenger RNA from Suillus subaureus, 1069 nucleotides. RefSeq lists its product as uncharacterized. Bases 220 to 909 code for a protein of 229 amino acids. NCBI's taxonomy places the organism in Eukaryota, Fungi, Basidiomycota, Agaricomycetes, Boletales, Suillaceae. The transcript is spliced from 6 exons. The record is from RefSeq and is a predicted model, not a curated record.
AUCUCAACUUAGAGUCUUAGAAGAAGCGUGUGUCUGGAACGCUGGGGGCUGAUUAACAGGGGUAAAGCCUUCCUUCAAGUUGUAGGAACAUGGGUCCCUCCAAGGUGGCUGCGUGUUUCAAGGAUUGAUGGUGUCGCAAACUUGAAGUGGAUUGGAUCGAAGAUCAGACAAUGAGCAUAUGCGAGUGUCUGAAUCAACUUUGAUAACAAGUUAAAUCUAAUGAUGUGUGUCGUUGGUUUCGCCCAGCCCGGUGCAGGAUGUGACCACGUCAACUGUAAAUCAGCCAGUGAAACGAUCCAUCACGAUAUCCUCACCAGCAUAGCAUCCCAAGUAUCCGGUCUUGAUGGAUUCCCAGCUUAUUUAAAGAAGGUGAACGGAUGUAUACACGAAACCCAAUUGUUUCCUCUCAAACAAAUCCAGAUGGAAUAUUCGGCGGGCAAUGCCACAGCGGCCAGAAGUCUGCAACUCUUCGUGUACUUAUACACGUCGAUGGCAACAUUCUGGACCUAUGACUAUAUUUGUUCACUUCAUGAAGAGUGGACAUUCCUGCUUCGGUCGCACUGGACCAAAGUAAAAGCCCUUUAUAUCAUUGCGCGAUAUGUCCCCUUUGUAAUCACCACCAUGAACCUAUAUCGUGCGUCAGCUACGGUUCACGCAAUCCCAGGCUGUCACCGGAGCUCGGGCAGUUUCUCAUUCUUCAUACCAUUCACUCUCUUGUUUGUGUUCCAACUGGGUAUGCAGCCGGAAAUUGGGAGUGUACAUUGCAUACACGCGCCGACUAACGCUAUCCCUAGUACUGGUGUCCCUCUCACUCGUGCGUGUCAUACAGAGUUAGUGGUUGGCCAAGGGCCCUAUGUACGCCAUCCUAGUGAAGCACAACAUAUUCUACUAUGCAUGUGGUCUGUGUGAGUCAGAACUUAUAUAUAUUUCUGUGCUUAUUGGUGAUGAUUAACUUUUUGGAAGUUCUCUCAACCGUGAACGUCCUUGUGCCCUUGCUGCUGCUUUCUGAUGUGCGUAAACAAUACCCUUCGACAUUAUGGAACCAUUGAUAUUGCGCACACCAGUUCCU